AUGUGUCGUGUCCGUGUGCACUCGGGUUUCGACUUUCGAUUGGUCCGAGCGCACACGGACACGACACAUGUGCGUCAUCCCUUCCACACAGUGUCGCCAAUUCGUGGCCGCGGCCGCUCAACAUCGCAGACUCGCAGUCGGAAAGUGUGCUUCACCAUGCCCUCUGCUGCCGAACGCACGGCGAACGGCAAGAACGACAGUGAGCAUUCAGAGUUCGCUGCCGCCGUCGCCAACACAACGAACAGCGACAGCGAAAACGAGCACUCAGAUUUCGCCACCACCGUCGCCAGCACGGCAAACGGCGACAGCGACAACGAGCACUCAGAUUUCGCCACCACCGUCGCCAGCACGGCAAACGGCGACAGCGACAAUGAGCACCAAUAUUUCGCCGCCGCCGUCGCCAGCACGGCAAACGGCGAUAGCGACAACGAGCACCCAGAUUUCGCUGCCGCCGUCGCCAGUACGGCAAACGGCGACAGCGAAAACGAGCACUCAGAUUUCGCCACCACCGUCGCCAGUACGGCAAACAGCGACAGCGACAACGAGCACCCAGAUUUCGCCGCCGCCGUCGCCAGCACGGCAAACGGCGACAGCGACCACGAGCACCCAGUUUUCGCCGCCGCCGUCGCCAACACAACGAACGGUGACAGCGACCACGAGCACCCAGGUUUCGCCGCCGAGGACGUCAGCACAACGAACGAUGACAGCGAACACGAGCACCCAGGUUUCGUCACCGCCGUCGUCAGCACAACGAACGAUGACAGCGACCACGAGCACCCAGGUUUCGCCGCCGCCGUCGUCAGCAUGGCGAACGGCGAGAGUGACAGCGAACAUCCAGAGUUCGCCGGCACGAGCACGGUGAACGGCGAUAGCGACCAUGGGCACCCAGGUUUCGCCCCCGCCAUCACAAAGACAGCAAACGGCGGAGAGAACGGAGAGAGGCAGAGCGGAAAGCACCCAGAUGAGGGAGAGACAAAAGAAUUCAGAAAUAGUGGUGUACGUACUUUUUAUGCAAAGCGGCGUGCCGCGCGGCGCAAGAAAGUUGCUGCGCAGCCCCCUCCACCAACACCGAAAUAUGUGGCUGUGCAACAGGCGGCAGUGAGGUACGUGGACGCGCCACCACCGGCACGAGCAACCUACGUGGCUCUUCAGGCAGCGGGGCUUCCGGCGGCACCAGUGGAGGUCGUGGCAGCGCAGCAACAACCGGCACAAGCAACCUAUAUAGCCGUUCAGGCAGCGGGGGCCUCCGGCGGCACCAGUGGAGGUCGUGGCUGCGCAGCAACGAUCAAAAUAUGUGCUACUUUUGUAAUAUUUUUAUAA
Molecule: messenger RNA, 1320 nt
Organism: Ooceraea biroi (clonal raider ant)
Lineage: Eukaryota; Metazoa; Arthropoda; Insecta; Hymenoptera; Formicidae
Product: mucin-20-like
Source: RefSeq, a predicted model, not a curated record